UCAGGCCUCUGCAGCAGCCCUAGUUUCUCCCAAACGUCAACCCUGCUGGAGACAGUGUCUUCCCGGCCGAGUCUGAGCCUCCUUCCCUGCCCUCCUCCCAACCCACAGAGAACCGGUCCCCAUCAGGCAUGGUCCUCAUGGUUUCCCAGUGCCAGAGCCAGCCAUGGAGAGAGAGAGACCCAGCAGGGACGGGGCAGGGAGGGGCGGCACCCUGGCUGCACCCACGGGAUUGGCCAACCUGUGCCCUCUCGGCCAGCACCUGACUUAGAAGGUUCCUCAACGAGACAGUGGCCUCAGCCUCCGCCCUGAGCUCUGCCCAUCUCAGCCAUGAGGCAGGCACCCAGUGGGCAGAGUGGGCCUCAGGGGCCAUCCUGAGGCAGCGGUGAGCUGGGAGGAGGCCAGCAGGCCCCGUGGGGGGCGCCAUGGACAAGUUCCGGAUGAUCUUCCGGUUCCUGCAGUCCAACCAGGAGCCCUUCAUGAACGGCAUCUGCAGCAUCAUGGCCCUGGCCAGCGCCCAGAUGUACUCCGCCUUCGACUUCAACUGCCCCUGCCUGCCGGGCUACAACGUGGCCUACAGCGCCGGCGUUCUGCUGGCGCCACCUCUGGUGCCCUUUCCGCUCGGUCUGGUCAUGAACAACAACGUGUCCAUGCUGGCUGAAGAGUGGAAGCGGCCACUGGGCCGCCGGGCCAAGGACCCCGCCGUGCUGCGCUGCGCGUUCUGCUCCAUGGCUCAGCGCGCCCUCAUCGCACCCGUCGUCUGGGUGGCCGUCACACUGCUGGAUGGCAAGUGCUUCCUCUGUGCCUUCUGCACUGCUGUGCCCGUGACCAUGCUGGGCAACGGCAGCCUGGCCCCCGGCCUGCCCCCGCCCGAGCUCGCCCGCCUGCUGGCCCGGGUGCCCUGCCCCGAGGUCUAUGACGGCGACUGGCUGCUGGCCCACGAGGUGGCCGUGCCCUACCUGCGCUGCAUCUCGCAGGCACUGGGCUGGUCCUUCGUGCUGCUGACCACACUGCUGGCAUUCGUCGUGCGCUCUGUGCGGCCCUGCUUCACUCAGGCCACCUUCCUCAAAAGCAAGUACUGGUCCCACUACAUCGACACUGAGCACAAGCUCUUCGAUGAGACAUGCACGGAGCACGCCAAGGCCUUUGCCAAGGUCUGUAUCCAGCAGUUCUUCAAGGCCAUGAUCCAUGACCUGGAGCUGGGUCACGGCCAUGGGGCGUUGGCUGCAGUCCCUGCUGGCUCGGCUGCCCCCACUGCCACAGACGGUGCCAAUGAGAAGAGGGAGAAGCUGCGCGGCAUCACCGAUCAAGGCACCAUGAACGGGCUGCUCACGCGCUGGUACGAGUGCAAGCCGCCCCUGAGGCUGAGCCCGGAGGAGCCACUGGUGGGCAAUGGCUGGGCUGGGGGCGGGUCCCAGCCUUCACGCAAGGAGGUAGCCACCUACUUCAGCAAAGUGUGAGCCGCAGCCAGGUG
Messenger RNA from Balaenoptera musculus (blue whale), 1471 nucleotides. RefSeq names its product calcium homeostasis modulator 1 (gene CALHM1). Gene Ontology annotation, molecular function: monoatomic cation channel activity. NCBI's taxonomy places the organism in Eukaryota, Metazoa, Chordata, Mammalia, Artiodactyla, Balaenopteridae. The transcript is spliced from 2 exons. The record is from RefSeq and is a predicted model, not a curated record. Bases 423 to 1457 code for a protein of 344 amino acids.